AUGGAGACCGACACCGUCAUGAUGGAGUGGCUGCUCGUGAAGAGCUAUACCACGCAGAGAAGAAAGAGACUGAGGAACGCCGCAGACAAGACAAUUUUGAAAGAGAAGAGCGCGAUCGGCGCGACAGAAAAGACGCUCGAGCUCGCCCCGGAGCUUGGGGUCAUAGGGAAGCGGGAGAUUGAGGCGACUAUAAACUUUCUGGAUACUCCCCAUGCCCCACUCCGAGGCCUGGCGCACUGA
This is a messenger RNA of Phytophthora nicotianae INRA-310, 240 nucleotides long. RefSeq lists its product as hypothetical. Bases 1 to 240 code for a protein of 79 amino acids. The transcript has 2 exons. The record is from RefSeq and is a predicted model, not a curated record. NCBI's taxonomy places the organism in Eukaryota, Oomycota, Peronosporomycetes, Peronosporales, Peronosporaceae.